Gasterosteus aculeatus aculeatus (three-spined stickleback) is the source of this 1073-nucleotide messenger RNA. RefSeq names its product retrovirus-related Pol polyprotein from transposon 17.6. NCBI's taxonomy places the organism in Eukaryota, Metazoa, Chordata, Actinopteri, Perciformes, Gasterosteidae. The record is from RefSeq and is a predicted model, not a curated record.
CCGCUGUCAGUGAGAUUGACUCAGCAGAUGCCUGGUCUCACACGCUGACAUAAGAGCAUCAUCACUUGUACCCGAGGACACCAUGAGGACUCUGAGCUGCACCGUGGGACUCCUGCUGUCCGUCUCCAUCUACUGCUGCAUCGCCAUGCCCCAGGCAGUGGAACAAAUGUCACAUGGGGUGUGCUGCUUUACAUUCUCUACAGUAACGGUCCCGAAAAACAACAUUGUCUCCGUCACCAAGACCCACCGCAGCUGUCCUGAAAAGGCAUUUGUGGUCACAACUGUCAAAGGGAGGCAGUUCUGCGUGGGCCACUAUGUGAACUGGGCUCAGAAAGCCUUCAAGCAGCAGCAAGUCACCGAGGGCUAGUGCUCGUCCUCCUGACGCUCGUCCUCCUGACGCUCGUCCUCCUGACGCUCGUCCUCCUGACGCUCGUCCUCCUGACGCUCGUCCUCCUGAUGCUCGUCCUCGUCCAAUCGCCCUGCAGCUUACUUUCAAACACCCGUUAACCAUUUGAGCCAUUAACCCUUGUUUUGCGUUAUUCUUCAUAUUACCAUUUUACCAAAUGUAUCGAUGCAUGCAUUCAUGAAACAACAAACAAACAAACAAAUAAAUACAUAUCUGUUUGGCUGUUGCUUAAUAAAGCUUGAGAAGGGCCACAGCAUGGUGACAUUUCAGAGCUCAACACACUUUUUAAGGGAUAUGCUUUUGGUUGCCUGAAACUAACAAUAUAGCUCAAAGAUGUCAGAUAGCUACAUAAUCUUCCAAAACUUCACAAAUCAAGUCAAAUCAAAUCAAGAAACUGCAGUGCUGCAGCGUGUUGAACUGCUCCGAUCAUCUUUUAGAUUCCACGGUGCAUUCGUUCAGUACACCAACGCCUGUCUUUGACCCAGUAAUGGGAUGAAUUCAUUUCUAUUCAUUUAAGUUGUGUUGCAUUUAUCAAAUGGAACACACAUUUGAUUUCAGUUCCAUUUGUCAGACUAUCUCCAUAACAACAACAUACUUUUAUUACUAUGCUAUUAUAUUGUCAUUAUAACAGUGGCAUAAAAUGAUCUGAAAAUUGCAAUAACAUCGC